AUGAGUAAAUUAGAAGACUUAUUAGCAAAGAAGAAAUCAGUGGUUCCAGUUCUUGAUCUCAGUAAAAGCAUUGUUCAGACCAAGGAAGAGUUCAAGCGUCUAAUGGAAAAGGUUCCAGACUAUAAAAUGAGGUCAAUAAAAGUACGAGCAGAUGAAAUAAAGUUUAAGGAAAAAGACUUCUCAUUUAAAACUCCAAGGAAAGAAGUCAGGAAAUUAAUGAAGCAUAAUGGUGAGCGUGCAGUAAUUUAUACUUACGCAGAUCCAGUUCCAUCCGAGAUGAAGGAUGUUCCUAUAAUGGACUUGUGUGCAGUGCCUAUUGAUUGGAAAAUGCUCACAACAUUGCGUCCCAAAUCGAGACUGGAAGAAGAGUACUUUAGUCGAAUGACUGAUAUGGCUAAGUCGCAAUUGAAAACAGAAAUGCGUGAUAGAAGGGAGUUUAUGCUCAACAAUUGCGUUAAAAAGGCCAAAAACAAAUCGGGAAUUGUGGAAACUAGAUUAGCGGUGUGUACCGAAUGUGGUCAAGAAAUGUGCUCAGGAAAGGCUUGUAUGGAUUUUAAUUAUGACUUAUUUCAGCGUGUAGAGCCGAAAUUUGCAAAACCAAAACCGCCCACACAUAAUGCCAAUAAAGGAAAGUUGGCUGGCCGUAAAUCGUUUUCUAAAGAUGGAUCGAAGAGUAAACAGAGAAAGCCUGCUACUAAAGGAACAGUCAAUAGCGUGCAGUAA
Molecule: messenger RNA, 723 nt
Organism: Rhagoletis pomonella (apple maggot)
Lineage: Eukaryota; Metazoa; Arthropoda; Insecta; Diptera; Tephritidae
Exons: 2
Coding region: 1-723 (240 amino acids)
Source: RefSeq, a predicted model, not a curated record